Molecule: messenger RNA, 200 nt
Organism: Nezara viridula (southern green stink bug)
Lineage: Eukaryota; Metazoa; Arthropoda; Insecta; Hemiptera; Pentatomidae
Source: the annotation of a GenBank genome assembly
AUGGCGGAUAUCAGAUGGCAAGAAAUUCCAAAAGGCUGUGGAUUGGGCAAUAAAGGAAUAUUCAAACGUCUUAGUUCUAUGGGAAGGGAUGUAAAGGGAAGAGCCACUUUAACUCGUCGUAAAGGUGGGACACUUAUAAAUUAAAAGAUGAUUUAAAGUGCUGUCGACUAAUGAUAUUGAACAAAAUGUAAUACAUAAUU